Prunus armeniaca (apricot) is the source of this 1101-nucleotide messenger RNA. Lineage: Eukaryota; Viridiplantae; Streptophyta; Magnoliopsida; Rosales; Rosaceae. The record is from the annotation of a GenBank genome assembly.
AUGUCCAACGACCCCUCCACUUCCUCCAUCCUAGAAGAUGAUCAAGAUACCAUCAAUUCCACCACCACCUCCACCAUCACCCCAACCCCAACAACUACCACUUCAGCCUCAGCCUCAGCUUCAUCACAUAACUCAUCCCUCUCCAAAUGCCAAUCAGCAAUCCAAUCCCUCUCAACCAUUCUCCCCUCUCUCCCUCCUUCCCUCUCCUCCUCCUCCAACCCCGCUCACUCCCUCCUCCAUGACCACCAUACAGCCUCCCACAUCUCCUCCCUUCUCCGCCAACCCGACUCCGGCGCAGGCGACAACAACCUCUGCCGCUGGCUCUACGACACCUUCCAAUCCUCUGAUCCCGACCUCCAACUCCUCGUCCUUCGCUUCCUUCCCAUCAUCGCGGGCAUCUACAUAUCCCGUGCCGCCCUCCGGGUACCCGUAGCCGGAUUUGAGGCCGUCCUUUUAGCCCUCUACGCCCACGAAACCGCAACACGUUCUGGCCACUCCAUAACCGUCAGUGUCCCCGACUUGUCUCAUCCCAGUCUCUACCACGAAACCAUAGCACCCGCUAAAAACAACUCCACAGGCCUAAACUUGGCUGUCAUAUCUCCAAGUUUGGAACCCUACGGUACAGUGAGGUCCACAAGGAGGGCUAGGAUUGUUGGGGUUGCACUGGAGUUGUACUACAGCAAGAUACAUGAAAUGCCGGUGCAGUCAAAGAUUGAAUUUUGCGAGUUUUGUAGGGUUUGGGCUGGCCAAGACGGAGAAAUGUACAAGGAGAUGACUGGUAGUAGCUGUAGCAGUAGGAGUGAACGCAAAGAAGAGGAUGGAAAUGGAGAAAAGGUGGGGAGCAUUCCUUUGCCAUGGGAAUUGAUGCAACCGGUUUUCAGGAUUUUGGGUCACUGCCUUUUGUGUCCAAAUCAAAACAAGGAGUUAGUUGAUAAGGGCAGUGAGGCUUGUAGGAGUUUGUAUGCCAGGUCUAUGCAUGAUAUCAAUCCCAAAGCUAUUUUGGCCACUGGGAGUCUUCUUAGGCUCACUAAGCAAGCAUUGGACUCUAACGAUGAUUUUGAUCCAACUGAGAUUCCUAAAUCUCGAAUUAUUAGUAUCUAG